AAACAAGUUCGUUAUGUGUAUUAAAAGCAGUUCAGAAUAAAAAUACAAAAUAAUAAUAAUAAUAAUAAUAAUCCUCAGAGAGAUACUCGGGUACAGUCUGGAGCAAACGUACUCCGUUACUCUGCAGGAUGGUUCCCGUUGACCCGCUGAGGACCGAACGCCGGCCGAGUCCCGGUUCUGGUGGCAGCAGAGCGGGGAGGCGGCUGCUCUGAGGACGGACAUGAGGGCAGUAAAGCGGCUGUGAUUCCGCCUCCCGGCGCUCCGCUCUUCCAGCGGUAAUUGAAAUGGCGCAUGUGGCCGCAGGCGGCUCCUGAAGCCCGGAGCUCAGCGGCACCGAGGCCGGGGGUCGGACUCCACAUCGUGCCGCGGUUCUGCUGCGGGUCGGAGGCUGGAGGAUCCGCAGCUCUCCGCGGCUCACGGACGAGUCGGGGCGACAGAAGAGAACCAACCGCCGCCUGGAACCUAAUCUGGCCCCGGGGGAUCCGAGGGCCCCGGGCCCCCGCUCAGCCUCCGCCUCUCUGUCGAUCCGCCUCAGACGCUCUUUCACCGCGGAGGAGAAGCAGCCGCGACCCGGAGAUCAGCAGCGGGGGACCGAGCUCACAUACGCCGCUUCCAUGUCUUCUCUGUCGGUGUCCUCUCAGCCCUCAGGGAAUCCCCUCACCUGCCCAGCUGACCAAGGCUAACGCCCCGGUGCACAUCGACGUGGGAGGAACCAUGUACACCAGCAGCCUGGCCACGCUCACCAAGUUCCCCGAGUCCAGGAUCGGCCGACUGUUCAGCGGUUCUGAGCCCAUCGUUCUGGACAGUCUGAAGCAGCACUACUUCAUUGACAGAGACGGAGACAUCUUCAGGUUCAUCCUCAGCUUCCUGAGAACCUGCAAGCUGCUGCUGCCUGAAGACUUCCAGGACUUCCCCCAGCUGUAUGAGGAGGCCCGGUUCUACCAGCUCACCCCGAUGGUCCGGGAGCUGGAGCGCUGGCAGGCGGAGCGGGAGGCGAGGCGGGCGGCGCCCUGCGAGGUUCUGGUGGUCCGGGUGAGUCCGGACCUGGGGGAGAGGAUCGCUCUGAGCGGGGAGAAGGUUCUGAUCGAGGAGGUCUUCCCCGAGACCGGAGACGUCAUGUGCAACUCUGUGAACGCCGGCUGGAACCAGGACCCGACCCACGUGAUCCGGUUUCCCCUCAACGGGUACUGCAGGCUCAACUCAGUACAGGUCCUGGAGCGUCUCUUCCAGAAGGGGUUCCUCAUCAAGGCGUCCUGCGGCGGCGGCGUUGACUCGUCUCAGUUCAGUGAAUACAUUCUGAGUAGAGACCUGCAGCCCAGCAGGUCCCUCAGCAGGACCCCGAUCCGGAUCAAACAGGAACCUCUGGACUGAACACCUGGCCAGGUGACCACCAGGUGACCAGCUGCAGGUCUCGGGGGCUCAGUGUAAAUCUCAGGUGCAGUGUGUAAAUAUUAGUGAUCGUCUGUGAACAACUGUAAGGAUCAUUCCAUGAAGAACCAACCAGAGCCUCCAGUGACCUCAGAACAUCUGGUUCUUCAUCUCCAGUAACUUAAUCAAUGAUCACAAUUCUACCUUCAUACUGGGAAUAUCUCCAGAGUUCCAGGUCCUUGAAGUCCAUAGAGGAGAACGUCCCCUGGAGAAAGUUCUAGAGUAGACCUACCGACAACUGGAGAAAGUUCUAGAGUAGACCUACCGACAACUGGAGAAAGUUCUAGAGUAGACCUACCGACAACUGGAGAAAGUUCUAAAGUAGACUUUAGAACUUUCUCCAGGGGACGUUCUCCUUUCUUGCUUCCAGUCUUUAAGUGUAGUCUCACUUUGAACAUUGCACUCUAGAACUUUCGUCUACUUCUCGACUCAACUGUACAGUUGUUGGUAUGUCUACUCUAGAACUUUCUCCAGGGGACGUUCUCCUUUCCUGCUUCCAGUCUUUAAGUUUAGUCUCACUUAGAACAUUCCAGGUCCUUGAAGUCCAUAGAGGUGGGUCCAGAUUUAUCACUUUUUAAUGGACUUUUUCAGAAUUUCAUCAGUCCAGCUGAUAGAACCAUGACAUUUAGGAGGAGAAACAUCUGAGUUCUGGUAAAAACUGACCCGAAAUCAGUUUAAAUCCAUCCAGGUGUCUCAGUCUGAACCCUGAACCUGGUUUCUGUUUAUUUUCUACACCAGUAUUAUGGGAUGUAUCAGAACGUUCUAAAGCUGCUGUAGAUGGAGAACCAGCUGGUUCUUCAGUGGAUCUUCUCUGCAGUGACCCUCAGAUCGUUUUUUAAAUGUAAUUUAAUCUUUUGAUAAAUCUGUACAUUGAAUGUUUGUUUUUUUUUUUCACAGAUCAGGUCUCAGUAAAAACUCCAAAAAG
Amphiprion ocellaris (clown anemonefish) is the source of this 2353-nucleotide messenger RNA. RefSeq names its product BTB/POZ domain-containing protein kctd15-like. The transcript has 5 exons. Lineage: Eukaryota; Metazoa; Chordata; Actinopteri; Pomacentridae. Gene Ontology annotation, biological process: protein homooligomerization. The record is from RefSeq and is a predicted model, not a curated record. The coding region runs from base 292 to 1371 and encodes 359 amino acids. Gene Ontology annotation, molecular function: protein binding.